Nyctereutes procyonoides (raccoon dog) is the source of this 3576-nucleotide messenger RNA. It is a transcript of the gene HGSNAT, whose product is annotated as heparan-alpha-glucosaminide N-acetyltransferase. Gene Ontology annotation, biological process: lysosomal transport. Bases 28 to 1893 code for a protein of 621 amino acids. Gene Ontology annotation, cellular component: lysosomal membrane. NCBI's taxonomy places the organism in Eukaryota, Metazoa, Chordata, Mammalia, Carnivora, Canidae. The record is from RefSeq and is a predicted model, not a curated record. The transcript is spliced from 18 exons.
AGAAGCAGGUUCCCUGUGGGGACACCGAUGCAGGACUCGAUCCCAGGACCCCAAGGAUCACCACCUGAGGUGAAGGCAGAUGCUCAACCACUGAGCCUCCCAGACUUAGAUAAAAAAAAGCAUGUAGAGCUGAAGAUGGACCAGGCUUUGCUGCUCAUCCAUAAUGAACUACACGGAACAAACAUGACUGUCUACUGGAAUUCUGAACGUUGUUAUCAUUGCUUGUUUCAGAUUCUGGUAAACGUUUCCUGGAGUGGGAAACCCGGGAAGCCUAGCAUUGCCGCAGUGGCGUUGAGCACCCAGCAUGGAUCUCUCCUGCAACUCAAUGACACCUUGGAAGAGAAAGAAAUUUGUAGGCUGGAAUACAAAUUUGGAGAAUUUGGAAACUAUUCACUCUUAGUAAAGCAUGUCCAUAAUGGAGUCAAUGAAAUUGCUUGUGACAUAGUUGUCAACAAGAAUCCAAUUGAUAGUAAUCUUCCUGUGUGUAUUGCGUUCCUUGUUGGUGUGGCGCUCAUCAUUGCAGUAUCCCUUCUAAGGUUCUUGUUGAGUUUGGAUGACUUUCAUAAUUGGAUUUCUAAAGCAAUAAAUUCUCGGGAAACUGAUCGCCUCAUCAAUUCUGAGCUGGGGUCUCCAGGCCGGGCAGGCUCCAUUGGUGGCGAGGCUCAACAAGAAGCAUGGCAUCCACCCAGCGCACUACCACGCCUCCGCUCUAUAGACACAUUUAGGGGGCUAGCGCUCAUCCUCAUGGUCUUCGUAAAUUAUGGAGGAGGAAAAUAUUGGUACUUCAAACACUCAAGUUGGAAUGGACUGACUGUGGCUGACCUUGUAUUCCCAUGGUUUGUAUUUAUUAUGGGAUCUUCGAUUUUUCUGUCGAUGACUUCCAUGCUGCAGCGAGGAUGUUCAAAAUUCAGAUUGCUGGGGAAAAUUGCAUGGAGGAGUUUCCUGUUAUUCUGUAUAGGCGUGGUCAUUGUGAAUCCCAAUUAUUGCCUUGGCCCCUUGUCUUGGGAUAAGGUGCGGAUCCCUGGUGUGCUCCAGAGGCUGGGGGUCACCUACUUUGUGGUUGCUGUGUUAGAGCUCAUCUUUGCCAAACCUGUGCCCGAAAGUUGUGCCUCGGAGAGAAGAUUCUUUUCCCUUCGAGACAUCAUCCUCAGCUGGCCCCAGUGGCUCUUCAUUCUGCUGCUGGAAAGCAUCUGGCUGGGCUUGACAUUCUUCUUGCCUGUUCCUGGAUGUCCGACUGGUUAUCUUGGCCCUGGCGGCAUUGGAGAUUUGGGGAAGUAUCCAAAUUGCACCGGAGGAGCUGCUGGCUACAUUGACCGCCUGCUGCUGGGAGAUGACCACAUUUACCAGCAUCCUUCUUCGGCCGUGCUUUAUCACACCAAGGUGCCCUACGAUCCAGAGGGAAUUUUAGGGACCAUCAGCUCCAUUGUGAUGGCAUUUUUAGGAAUUCAGGCAGGAAAAAUACUCUUGUAUUACAAGGAUCAGACCAAAGAUAUUCUGAUCAGAUUCACUGCCUGGUGCUGUUUUCUGGGGCUUAUUUCUGUUGCUUUGACGAAAAUUUCUGAAAAUGAAGGCUUUAUUCCAAUAAACAAAAAUCUGUGGUCCAUUUCAUAUGUCACUACACUGAGCUCCUUUGCCUUCUUCAUCCUGCUUAUCCUGUACCCCAUUGUGGAUGUGAAAGGACUGUGGACGGGAACCCCAUUCUUCUACCCAGGAAUGAAUUCCAUUCUGGUGUAUGUUGGCCACGAGGUGUUUGAGAACUAUUUCCCCUUUCAGUGGAAGCUGGAGGACAACCAGUCCCACAAGGAGCAUCUAACUCAGAACAUAGUUGCCACUGCUCUUUGGGUGCUCAUUGCCUACAUUCUCUAUAAAAAGAAGGUUUUUUGGAAAAUCUGACAGCUCCAACUGGGUCUGGGGGGAGUAUGGAAGCAGCCUUUAUUAAAGGGAACCAUUACUUAUAAAACUGCUGGGAUGUGUCUUUCCAGAUGAUUGGGGAAGAUGCUGAUGUGCUCUGGCUGGUUUACUGGGACAUGGCUGUUCAUCAGAACUCUGUAUAUUUGAGACUUGUAUGUUUGGAAUAUAAUUGUCUUUUUUCUCCAUCUUCUAUGUAAAUGGAUGUAUUUAGAACUUCAUUUUAAGGAUUUCUCAUUUAACUUUUCAAAAGGAAAUUGCCAGGGUCAUUUUGCUUCUGUGACGGAUAAAACAAAGUCUACUUUUUAUUGAUGUUUUCCUGCAGUCGUGCACACGUGCCAGCCAGGAACACCAUCAUUUCUAUUGCGGCUGACUAUGAGACUUAUGAACGUGAUGUGUAGUACUACAGCCCCAUAUUUUUUGGUUAAGUGCAGUUUAAUACUUCAAGAAAAAGUGAUUUCCUUUUCAGAUCUGCAGGGCGUUGGUGGGUCCAGAAAAUGCCUUUCUAGGAGGUGUUCCCUCCUUUUUCCUCGCUUGAAAAAGACAGUAAAAUACAGGUGUGCUGUUCCCAGCCACUCCUGCUCAUAGUUGUGAUACUUACAUACCUAUUUGCUUCUCUGUCCACCCGCUUGUCUGUUGUUCUCACUGUGCGCUGGCAUGCUGGAUGGCCGCUGGCACCCAGGGCUGUCCUGUGGCAGAGAGGAAAGCACACUGUCCUCUCUGUGGUGCCAGCUCUGCCAUUCUGGCCAUGUGAGAUGCCAGCAGGUCCCUUGGCCUCCCUGGGCUUUGGUUCCCUCAUCUGGGAAGUGUGGGAGACCGUGAUGUUCCUUCCAGCUCUUAGGCUCCCUGAAGUGGGAUACGUGAGUGACUUUUCUGAAAUCCUUAGGAAGAUAAUUUUAUUACAGAAAACUCUUCAGGAUAAAUGAUAACGAAAAGGUUAAAAAAAAACUCUCAUUGGAGUUAAAUCUUUUUAGAACGACCCUCCACAGUGGAGGCGCCUUUCCUGUGUGGGAUCCCAAAACCGAAGAGUUUCCUAGGAAUGAAGUCAGGAGAACACGCGAGGAGAAACUGCACUUUUCAUAUGAUGCAUCAUCAUGCUUACGAAUUUUCUGUGAGAAUUCCGUGCGGAAGGAAGUCGCUCUCCACCCUCCUGUGGUGGUGCACGGCCACCUCUGCAAUGCUGCUGCUGUCACCACAGCACGGACGAGCUGGCCUGCGCCUGCUCCGAACUGCCCGCCGGACCCCUGCCUUCGCGCCCUCCUUCCCUGGUCAGACCCUCCCCGUGGGGCUGCCCAGGCCCGUGAAGGCCUCCUGUGCCUCCAGCUGCCCGCCAGGUGCUGCCCUGGCAGGGCCCACACCUUGGCUUCCGACUCUGCCUGGGGCCUCCUGGUUUAAUAUUCUCCUGUGUACACCUGACCUUUGGAGCCCCUGCUUCUGAGGCACCUUCUUUGACCUCACGUUCUCCUCCCAAAGCCCUGUGUUCUUCCCCUGGUGACGCCGUGCUGGGGUCGGCCUGCUGUGACAGGUCCUGUGUCCACGCCCCGUUCCACGCACUAGCCAUGGGCUGGCCACGGGCAAGGAUUGUGCCUCUUCACCUGUACGUUACUCACCGUGCAAACCUAGAGCCUCGUACUCGGCAGGCGCUAAAUAAAUGCAUAGCAGAGCGAA